AUGGCUCGCCUUUUGUUGCUUUUUGUUGCAGGGAUGAUUUUUACAGCUCAUGCAUCCCUUAUCCCAGAGGUAAGUGAACUUUUUUUAAAAAAGACGGCUCCAACCUACUAUUUUUUUCUGUAGCGCUUUAGAAAAUAUAGUUAAAAACUUCUUCAAACAAGGGACGAUAUCAAAAGAUCCGAUUAAAUCUUAUGAUCAGUCAAACAAUCAUUCACAACUCAGAAAGAUAAGUUUUUAAAUGGCAUAAACUGAACAGAAGGAGGAAGGACAUCGGAAACCAAUGAAUUUGCAUGACGCCCAACUUCUGGCCCGGCCCUUUUCAAAACUAAGAACUGUAAUAAAUUCUCACUGCGAGCCCCCACUCCCAAACGCCCCCAGGUUGGGAUAAGUUAUGGGAAGAGGCGAGCCCGGAGGCGGAAAGGAGCGGGGCGUCUGGUGUCCUUUUUAACAAAGAGGGGAAUAAACAGCAUGAAAAAAGGCCAAUUUAAACUACACUCACAAAUAUAUGCACAACGAGUUCCCCCGUGGAUCUACAGAUGCGCGGGAAUUAAAUGCACGGGUCCCACGGUCACAGGGGCGUGACGGCCCUCAGUGAGAAUAGCAGAGUACUUUUAGCUGUGAUUUUUGUCAUCCAUAUAUAACAUGAUAUAAGCAAUUUAUUCGCUGAUGUUAAAUUCUAUAGCGCAUAAGGCAUAAAGACGCGUAACUCAGUGGCAAUACUUAGUGAAAUUAAAUGAAAUAGACAGCCUAGUGAAACAUUCCAUUUAAUCUUCAAUAAAUUAUGGAAGACAAAUUUUCAACAAACUCUCUCUUGUAGCUUGUAGCUACACGCAUUGAUAAAAAUUCAAAAUUUUGCAGUCUUGAUCCUCGCCUUUCGGUACGAAAUUCACCAACGAGGAUUUGAAUCAGGAACUCAUGACCAUCACAGUGUUUUAAGUAUUUUAUUGAUCUCUGCUUUCACCUUAAAAGAUUUAUGUUUUUAAAGGAAACAUUCAUCAUAUACAUGAUAAUUAUAUCUUUUAGAAACCAGCUGCUCAUAUCGAGGCUGAGCUGGUCGCCAAGACGGUGCUCUACCCACCCGACGGCACAGGUACGUCAUUUGCUGCUUUACCAGAUCACAGAAGGCUACUGCCUCCGUUUAAUUUUCUAUUUUGUCUAGCGAGAAAUUUGGAAGGAUAGUGUAUCCUCAAAAGGUUACGAUGAUUUAUAACACAGACCACAGAAAAAAAAGUACAAGUAAGUUCAUUUCUUCGAGUUUCUUCAAAAGAUGAUUGUAAGAGGAUUUGUAGUCACCAAGGCUGGGUUUUUCAAAGCAGGAUUAAGUUAUCUACUUGCAAAAAAAUGAAAACUAUGAAAUUUCUAAAAUCCUACCAAAUAAAGUACAAGUAGUAACUCAAGCGAUGGGGAAAGAUGAUGGGGGAGCGCACUAAUCACCCUGUCGGGUAGGGUAGGAUGCAGUAGGGGUAAUGGCUAGGGUUACAUAUUAAAGUAAAUUUCUGAAAAUUUGUCUCGCAUGAUCAUGCCGAUUUCCAAAACAAUUAAUGUUAAUACUUUACUUCGUAGUGAUCGCGGACUUUUCGCUCAGUGCUCCGUACAGCUAUCUUGCAGGCGGUAUGAGGUACCAAGACGGCAAACUGACGGUGCCUACCAACGGACGCUAUUACAUCUACGCCCAAAUUUACUACAUGAACAAAGGAAGAGUCUUUGUUAAUGUAAACAGAAAAGCCGUUACCAUGAUGCAGCCGCCAAUAACUGCAAAUGACCAUGGUACCUUGAACACUGGUGGGGUGUUCAACCUGAAGGCUGGUGACGAAAUCACCUUGACUAGCGCUACUUAUCCAGAAAUAAGAGGCGCCAAGAUAUACAUGGCUUCCUACCACAGUUACUUUGGCGCAAUUCUGAUGUAA
Molecule: messenger RNA, 1907 nt
Organism: Porites evermanni
Lineage: Eukaryota; Metazoa; Cnidaria; Anthozoa; Scleractinia; Poritidae
Source: the annotation of a GenBank genome assembly